Messenger RNA from Daucus carota subsp. sativus, 1598 nucleotides. RefSeq lists its product as uncharacterized. The record is from RefSeq and is a predicted model, not a curated record. Bases 468 to 1382 code for a protein of 304 amino acids. The transcript is spliced from 8 exons. NCBI's taxonomy places the organism in Eukaryota, Viridiplantae, Streptophyta, Magnoliopsida, Apiales, Apiaceae.
UACUGUGAAAUCUGUGAUCAUCAAUUUUAAGCAUCUCAUUUUCUUUUGUUUCUCACACAAUGUUUCAAAUUGAUAUUUUAAUAUUUUUAGCUUCUGACUCUCUUACAGAAGGCUCACUCAGUGAUUGCCUUUCUAUAUAAAUGAUAAAUCUCCCCUCACGGCAACUUGUAUGUAUAAAUAACUAGUAGCAAGUUAAAACAUACAAAGUGUUUUGCAACAAUCAAACAAGUGAGUCAAGGAUCAAAGCGCAUUGCGCUGCAAAUCCAAUGACACUUUGUAACACAAGUCAUAGUCUUAACAUGCUAGUGAAACAAGUAUUUAUACACACACUCUCCUCAUUCGCAAACACAAGUUGGGGAGAUCCAAGGCGGCCCUUUACAUUCCUUCCCAAAAUUCCAGUCCUGCCCAUAUUUUCUUGCAUUCUUGAUUCAUAAAUUUCAUAAAGGUUGGAUUUUUACAACAAGAACAUGAAAACAUAUGUGCGAAGAAAGAAACAAGACAAAAUGGUGAUUGAAGAUGAUAGCUUUAUCCGCCCCGAUUCUCACAAGCAGUCUCGAAGCUCACCUUUACCGAAACCCGGGUCUGAAUUUUCAGUCGUUUUAAGCCCCCCUUCUAUGUCCAAUCUCCAUGAUCAUGAAGAAGAAUCUGAAAGCAGCAAAGAGAAAUCAUCCACUCUGAUCGAAUCUACUCCAGAUGCAAAAAUAGACGAAAAAACGGAUCUACUCAACCUGCCGUUGGCUCAAUGGGUUCAACCCCAAAAUAAAAGGAAAAUCGUUUCGUUAGAAACUUCAACCCAGAAAGUCAUUUCGCCUGUCAAACUUGAAUCUGUACAAUCACCGACACAAAGUGAUGUCGAUGUGCAAAGGGGUGAUGUAUGCCCUACUCCAGGGUGUGUUGUUUGGGCAAAAAAAGCUUCUCAGAUGUGGUGGCCUGCUGAGGUCUUGGUGCAUGAAGCUCUAGCACCCAACUCUUGUACUGAAAACACUGGGGGGCUUGUUUUAGUACACUACUAUGGCAGUGAAAAGAGUGAUUGGGUUGAUCCAGCUAGAGAUCUUUCACCGUUUAAGGAGUGCUUUGAAGAAAGAAGUCGCAAUCCUUCUGAAGAGUUUCAACAGGCACUAAAACAGGCACUGCAUCAGAAAAAACAUCAAAGUUCGACCACAAAAUUGAUUGUUCCUGCUCAAGGUGAUGCUUGCCUAAACUCAACAAAUUCGAAUAAAACAGAAGACUGCUCGGUAAAAGGAAGGGGUAAAAGACAACGAAAGCCGAAAGUUCACUUUGAUGAGUUGAGCAUUUCCUCAAAUUCAGCAAAGGAUUCUCGGCGGUUGAGAAUUAUGAGAUCUCUCGGUCUUGCUCCUCCAAUUGGCUCCCCUUUUGCUUAAUCUCCGGUGUUGGAGUAGGUGUUGUUGGCAGUAAUCAUUUAUAUUUUACCAUCACCGUUUUAUAUUUUACCAUCACCAGAUAUAGUUUACUCACAUAAGAGACAUGGGAUGAUCAUAAUUAUGAUACAUUCACAUAGUAUCUGGUAGCUGAAUAUGAAAGUGUAGUACAUGCUCUGGCGAGCUCUUCUACAAAAACUUACACCCUUUGGAGUUUAA